AUGGAGAAUCAACAGUCCUUCUUCAACUUUUUGAGGAUGCCUCCAGAGAUGUUUGAUGAAUUAUUGAAUAGAGUUGGACCCCGAAUUCAGAAGAAGAAUACCACAUUCAGAAAAGCUCUAGAACCCGUUCUUCUUGCCUUGGUUGAUGCAGACUACAAGUUCCUAUGGGUAGAUGUAGGUGGUUAUGGUUCCAUGUCGGAUGCCCAGAUAUUCAACGCUUCUGAAUUAAAAGAAUGCUUGGAAGAUAGAAGUAUUGGAUUUCCAGAACCAGAUGCAAUGCCUAACGAUGUCCAGGACAUGCCUUAUUUCAUUUUGGGUGAUGACGCUUUUGGACUUAGAACCUAUUUGAUGAAGCCCUAUUCCAUACGAGGUAUGACAAAAGAACAAGCCAUUACUAAUUACAGAAUUUCAAGGGGGAGACGUGUUGUGGAGAACGCGUUUGGGAUAUUAGCACAGAGAUGGCAAAUUUUAUUAUCGACAAUGAUGCAAGGCCCAGAUACCGUUGGUGUUGUCUGCACAACUUGA
Messenger RNA from Ostrea edulis (European flat oyster), 525 nucleotides. RefSeq lists its product as uncharacterized. Lineage: Eukaryota; Metazoa; Mollusca; Bivalvia; Ostreida; Ostreidae. The coding region runs from base 1 to 525 and encodes 174 amino acids. The transcript is spliced from 2 exons. The record is from RefSeq and is a predicted model, not a curated record.